Musca vetustissima is the source of this 1586-nucleotide messenger RNA. Its product is annotated as alpha-taxilin. NCBI's taxonomy places the organism in Eukaryota, Metazoa, Arthropoda, Insecta, Diptera, Muscidae. The record is from RefSeq and is a predicted model, not a curated record. Gene Ontology annotation, molecular function: syntaxin binding. The transcript has 6 exons. Bases 15 to 1586 code for a protein of 523 amino acids.
UCUGCGAAGAAAAAAUGGAUCAGGCCAAGAAAAAUAAAAAAGAAGCCAGAGAUGAAAAGCUCAAGGAUCAAAAAAUCGAGGAGCAGAUUCUAAAAACAUUGGAAGAGGCAAAGACCCCGGAAGAUAAAUUUCAACUAUUGCUCAGUAAAUAUGUGGAAAGUGAACGUCUGCACCGGCGUUCCAAACAGGAUACCAAGGCUUUGGAAAAACAGCUGGAGACUGUGGUCCGUGAAAAAGAGAAUCUACAAAGGGAAUAUAAUAAAAAUGUCCUAAUGAGGGACAAGCUGGAAGAGGUAUGCCGGGAACAACAGAAACUCAUAAAAUCCGUUAAAAAUGAAAGUAUGCAAAAGAUCCGCGAAGAAGAGGAACGCCGCAAGGAGAGUCAAUCAAAAUUCCAAUCUUCCCUGAACGAGAUCAAUUUAUCCCUUAACAAAAACAAUGAGGAGAACAAUAAAUUACGUGAUCACAAUAUUGAGAUGACCAAAAAACUCAAAUUCCUUGCCGAACAGUACCAGGCCCGUGAACAACAAUUGGAAAAACUCAAUGAGCAAGUUCAAAUUGAAGCCCAGCUAUACAGAGCUAAAUUGAAUAAGGUCCAAGUGGAGUCAGCCAUGGAAAAGGAAAUCCUUAUCAAGGAAAAACAAAUUGUCUUGGAAAAACUGUUGAGCACCCAACAAAUGCUUAAGGAGAUCAGUGAUCGUGAAAAGGAUUUGAAGGAACAAUUGAAUUUGUACACAGCCAAAUAUGAUGACUUCCAAAGUUCGUUGCAAAAAUCCAAUGAUAUUUUUGUUACCUACAAAACGGAAAUGGAGAAGAUGUCUAAAAAUUCCCGUAAGCUGGAAAAAGAAUGUCUUGAAUGGAAACGUAAAUGGGAGAAGAGUAAUGCCACCCUCAUCGAAUUGGCCACAGAGAAAAAAGAUCGCGACGAUUAUGCCAUGCGCUGCAAUAAACAAGUUGAACAGCUGCAAAAGCUGUUGCGUGCUUUACAAAAUGAACGCAGCCAUUUGUAUAAGGUUAUUAAAGAAAAUAAUGUUGAAGUGCCUCCACUACCUGCCCUGCCAGCUGAACCUGAGCCAAUGCAAACAAAGCCAAUUACAAGCGUGGCUGAUAAGGAUAAAAUUGAAAUAAUGUCGAAAAAUUGUGCUGAACUAAAGAAUACGUUGGCAAAUUUACAAAAUCAAAUGAAGGUGUUGAAUUUGAAGGGUGAGGAACAGGGCAAACAACAACAGCAACAACAACAGGAGGAAUCUUCGAAGAAGAAGCAAAAGAAAAAGUCCAAAUCGAAAAAGAAUCAACAAAAUAACAACAAAGAAGCUUCCCCAGCCAUUUCGGAGGAUACAAUUAGUGUAAAGGAAGAGGAACAAGAACAGAAGGAGGCCACGGCAACAACCACAACACCACCUCCCGAGAAUGGUGUAACGAAUGCGGAAGAAAAUACUACACCAGCUGAAAAUGGCAACAACGAGACACAUGCUGCUGAAGUGAAAGCCGAACUGGAAACACCCAAUGAAGUUACUCCUCCAGUUGCCGCACCGGAACUUAAAGAAGAAACCCCUGCCAAUGCUCCCGUUGAAGUUGCCAAUUAA